Molecule: messenger RNA, 1355 nt
Organism: Hymenoscyphus albidus
Lineage: Eukaryota; Fungi; Ascomycota; Leotiomycetes; Helotiales; Helotiaceae
Source: the annotation of a GenBank genome assembly
AUGACCAGCUCGCUCUUUAUGACGGGGUUUGCCUCUCUGCUUGCCAUCUCUUCAGCUCUUCAAUUCCAAGUCAUUCAUCCUUUCUCUGACUCUGCAUGCAAGAAUCCCGUUGGUGUUAAAGCCGUCCACGAUAGCGAUGCUGUCACCGAGAUCGCUCUAGGGUAUGGAGUAGGUGCUGAAGCUCGGGGGCGCAAAUACGAAAAGUACGGAAAAGUGGACUUUGAAAAUGCAACUGCACCAGAUAAUGGCAUUGGAAAUUGGGUUCGGUGGUAAGUUUCUGCUCAAUUCACUUGAUGCUACUAGACUUACCUACUGGCACUAGGAAUACCGGUCCCAUAGAGAAGGGUUGCAAGGUCAUCAUAUGACUCCCUUCGCGAACGAUAUCAGUAAUUGGAUGUGGAUGGCUCCGGAUGCAAUGCAAGCUCCGGGAAAAGUAAUCCUCACCGCCGCGCAGGAAGGUUGCGUGUUUACUCAAUUGCCAGUACGUUUGCCUUGUACUUUUACUGCUAUGUUCCCGUGAUUCUGAUCAAGAGCAUUACAGGUUUCUGCCACCCUCUGGGCUACUUUCUGCUGUGGUGGUCAAUGUAAUCAUUUCACAGGCAGUGCCCCUGAUCCACGGCCUGCUGGCGAGAAGCCUCAUAAACGCGAGGAGAUUACUACCAAUUGCAAACGGUGAGAUGUAGUUCGGAACCCACUAUGAAUGUAUUCUAAUAAGUCCACAGAAGAAGAAUAUUCCAGCAACCACAGACAUGGUCGCCGCAAAGAUGGGAUCUCUAGCUGCACGCGCGGCUCUACAAAAACGCGACCGCUGCGAUAUCCACGACAAGGAAUGUGCUGAUAAGUUCUGGAAAGGUUGCAAGAUCGAUCCAGAAACUCCUACUCUUGCAGCGGGAUUUCAAGUUGCUGUAUCCCAAAUACAAUCCGCGGCAGCCGGGCCGGGUGCUGGAGACAGCACCAUUACAGCGUCUAUUGCCUUCACGGUCGGGACCUCAACUUCUUUUACGCAAGGGAGCUCCUCUUCUUCAACUCAAGGUCUCGAGGUGUCUGUCGAGGGUGGUGUCUCGUUCCCCGUUGAAGCCAAAACUACUGUGUCUGCUUCUUUGAUCUUUACUGAGGAGAUCAACCAAAGUACUAGCCAUGAGCAGAAUGAGAGCAAACAGGAGACUGUAAUUCAAACUUUAGCUCAAGUACUCGGAACUACGGGGUUCCAAAGUUACACGCCUUAUUACAAUUGCUAUAUGCCUUACAUCGAUUGUGGGAUGGAGAAAGGCACCGGGAAAGUUAAUGUCUGUUAUCCAGCUUAUGAUAAUAAAGGGCAGAUUAGGGGGGAGUUUGCUAUUGUUACUGUCAGCUAA